AUGAGAGCACCCAGUGUAGCCAAGAUGCAGACUGGGACAACGACUACGAUGAAAGCGAUGGUGAAGACAAUUAUUGGACCUACGUCAUCGUCGUCAUCUGAAGACGGAAUGGGAGGGGGACCAGUGGUUGGAGGGGGAGAAGUUGUUGGAGGGGGAGCAGUGGUUGGAGGGGGAGCAGUGGUUGGAGGGGGAGCAGUGGUUGGAGGGGGAGCAGUGGUUGGAGGGGGAGAAGUUGUUGGAGGGGGAGCAGUGGUUGGAGGGGGAGCAGUGGUUGGAGGGGGAGCAGUGGUUGGAGGGGGAGAAGUUGUUGGAGGGGGAGCAGUGGUUGGAGGGGGAGCAGUGGUUGGAGGGGGAGCAGUGGUUGGAGGGGGAGCAGUGGUUGGAGGGGGAGCAGUGGUUGGAGGGGGAGAAGUUGUUGGAGGGGGAGCAGUGGUUGGAGGGGGAGCAGUGGUUGGAGGGGGAGCAGUGGUUGGAGGGGGAGCAGUGGUUGGAGGGGGAGCAGUGGUUGGAGGGGGAGCAGUGGUUGGAGGGGGAGCAGUGGUUGGAGGGGGAGCAGUGGUUGGAGGGGGAGCAGUGGUUGGAGGGGGAGCAGUGGUUGGAGGGGGAGCAGUGGUUGGAGGGGGAGAAGUUGUUGGAGGGGGAGCAGUGGUUGGAGGGGGAGCAGUGGUUGGAGGGGGAGCAGUGGUUGGAGGGGGAGCAGUGGUUGGAGGGGGAGCAGUGGUUGGAGGGGGAGCAGUGGUUGGAGGGGGAGCAGUGGUUGGAGGGGGAGCAGUGGUUGGAGGGGGAGCAGUGGCUGGAGGGGGAGUGAGCGUCUCGCAGUUCGUAGUAUUGUACCCGUCGUCACAUUCGCACUGGUUAGUUACCGAAUUGCAGUUUCCGUGA
Symsagittifera roscoffensis is the source of this 882-nucleotide messenger RNA. RefSeq lists its product as uncharacterized. The transcript has 2 exons. The coding region runs from base 1 to 882 and encodes 293 amino acids. The record is from RefSeq and is a predicted model, not a curated record. Lineage: Eukaryota; Metazoa; Xenacoelomorpha; Acoela; Convolutidae.